This is a messenger RNA of Vitis riparia (riverbank grape), 1529 nucleotides long. RefSeq names its product cysteine desulfurase 1, chloroplastic. Gene Ontology annotation, molecular function: pyridoxal phosphate binding; cysteine desulfurase activity. Bases 5 to 1396 code for a protein of 463 amino acids. NCBI's taxonomy places the organism in Eukaryota, Viridiplantae, Streptophyta, Magnoliopsida, Vitales, Vitaceae. The transcript has 10 exons. The record is from RefSeq and is a predicted model, not a curated record.
GAUAAUGGCAAGUGUACUGAAAUUCCCUUCUUUCAAAUUCUUAAACCCUAACCCCAUCUCCUCCACCUCCGCGUCUGUUCAGGUGGGGUUCCGUAGAUUUUCUUGCUCGGCUCCAUCUUCAGCCGCCGUCGAAGGCGAUUCCAAUAUUGGAUCGGUUUCCCUCGGUCAUCUCACUAGGCCCGAUUUUCCCAUUCUCCACCAGGAGGUAAAUGGCUCAAAACUUGUCUAUUUGGAUAAUGCAGCAACCUCACAGAAGCCUACUGUGGUUUUGAAGGCUUUGCAGAAUUAUUAUGAAGCCUACAAUUCGAAUGUGCACCGUGGGAUUCAUUUCUUGAGUGCAAAGGCCACAGAUGAGUAUGAGUCUGCAAGGAGAAAGGUGGCAGCUUUCAUCAAUGCGUCUGAGCCUGGAGAGAUCAUAUUUACAAGGAAUGCUACUGAAGCUAUCAAUCUAGUAGCUUACUCUUGGGGCCUUUCAAAUUUAAAACCAGAAGAUGAGAUUGUACUCACAGUUGCUGAGCAUCAUAGUGCUAUUGUCCCUUGGCAACUUGUAGCUCAAAAGACUGGUGCCAUUUUAAAGUUUGUUAAUUUGACUGAAGAUGAAGUUCCAGAUGUAAAGAAGUUGAAAGAAAUGAUUUCGAGGAAGACAAAGCUUUUGGUUGUUCACCAUAUCUCAAAUGUGCUUGCUUCUGCUCUUCCUAUUUAUGAUAUUGUGCAUUGGGCACAUGCUGUUGGGGCGAAAGUUCUGGUAGAUGCUUGUCAAAGUGUUCCACAUAUGGUGGUUGAUGUGCAGAGGCUGGACGCUGACUUUCUUGUUGCUUCGUCUCACAAGAUGUGUGGGCCUACAGGCAUCGGAUUCUUAUAUGGCAAGAGUGAACUCCUUUUUGCCAUGCCUCCUUUCUUAGGUGGAGGUGAAAUGAUUUCAGAUGUAUUUCUAGACCAUUCCACUUUUGCUGAACCUCCCUCCAGAUUUGAGGCCGGAACACCAGCGAUUGGGGAAGCCAUUGGGUUAGGAGCAGCUAUUGAUUAUCUAUCAGCAAUUGGCAUGCAAAAGAUUCAUGACUAUGAGGUAGAGCUGGCUAAUUAUCUAUAUGAAAGCCUGCGUUCAGUCCCUGGAGUUCAUGUUUAUGGUCCAGCACCUUCGCAAACUGUCUUCCGUGCUGCUCUUUGUUCUUUCAAUGUUGAGAAUAUCCACCCAACAGAUAUUGCAACUUUCCUUGAUCAACAGCAUGGAGUUGCCAUCAGAUCGGGUCACCACUGUGCCCAGCCCCUCCAUCGGCAUUUAGGUGUGAGUGCAAGUGCACGAGCGAGUCUCCAUUUCUAUAACACUAAAGAGGAUGUUGAUGCCUUUAUCCACGCACUGGUUGACACCAUUAACUUCUUCUCUUCUUUCAAGUAGAGAGGUAUCCUUUCAUAGUUCCCUUCCCAACUUACAUAUGUUAGUUUCUCGACUUCUCACCUUAUUAUGGUGAAUGAAUGCCUUGUGGCCCUCCAUUAUAUGUUGAUUUGGUUCAAAGCUUUGGUUUAUUAAA